AUGGUGGGCGCCUGCCACUGCAUGGCCACACUGCCUACGCGAAAGCCAGAGAAUGGUCACCAAAAUCCCCACAGAGGGCGACGCACGCAAAGCACGGCACAGAGUCGGCGAUGGUUCUGCAUCUUCGCCGGGCUUAUGAUGGCUUCCUCAGGUUUCAUGUGUUUCAUCGACAUGCGCGAGGUUCAACAUCCGCUGGAUCGUGGGGGUGACGUUGUUUUGAGUCCAUUUUGGCAGUUGGCUGAGCCAGUCGCGUGCUUUCUGAGCUCCAUCCUGUUCUGGCCGGUUCGUCUCCAGCUACGUCUGCAAUCCAGCAUGGCCGCACUGGACCGAGACCUUGAACCUGGAAGGACUUUGAACUUGCACGAGGCAUUGGAGCGCGCCUCCCAACAAAGCUGCAUGACCAUGCAGCACCUCUUCCAACUCCAAAAUGCCUGCCCACAGCCUCUGCUGGUUCGGAGCAGUCGCCCCCACGUUGCGAUCCUUCCCUCUAGAUUUGGCCGUCGGCGCAUGCUAGUUGUCACUGAUGCUUUGGUCACACAGCUGUCAGAUGCAGGCCUGCGGUUUGUCGUGGGCCGCGAGAUUGGCCGAUCGUGGCUGCACCACGGAGAUUUAGUUGCCGCAUGGACGCUCCAGCACUUCGUGCGCCAGAUGGUCUUUGUACCACUGCAUGUAUUUGGACUUCGGCCGGCAGGGCAUCCGGAGCUCAAGCCGUCGCCAGAGGAGAUGCAACGGCGUGUGCAGGUUAGGCGUUUCAUAGAUGCUGUAGCUGAUGUGUGCGAUGUUUACAGAGGUCUGAGGUCAGGUCGCUGGCCUGGGCUUGCCGACCUCGAUGUGGACGAUAUUUGGGGGCCCGGUGAGCGCGGAUGGCCGGUGCAGAAUGCCGACGACGGAAUGUUUGCAGUCGCUGCGGUUUGCUCACGACUUCGGGCGCCAGGAGGUGCCUGGGCCCUAGGUGCAGCUGUGGCCGGUUCUGCGACACCACGACUUUUAGCUGAGAUCUUCUCGCUGCCACCCCGUGAAGAGCGGCAGCUGCGGCGAUGCCUACGUUUUGGCACGUGGGGAUUGGGUUUGUGGGCAGCAAAAGCAAGAGCUGAAGUGUUUUCAGCAGAUCGCCUCGGACUCAUUGCAGCUGGUGGUGACUUAGAUGCUGCGUUAAGAGCCAUGGUGGCUGCAGCCAAUUCCUUCAACGAUGUUGCCACGGCCGCACUUAUCGGCGUCGACGAGCUGGUCCGGCAAGCACAGUAUUUGAGCUCCGUGAUGCCGCCAUCAUACUUGUCGCGACAGCCUUCCCUCCCUGCUAGAGUCGCAGACUUGUCGACCUGGGCAUAUUCGCCCACAGCACGCGCAGCAUUCCAUCGUCAGGGCAGGUUCUUGUUGAUGCUCUUGGCCUGCUUUAGUGCCGUUUCUUUGCUGCGGCAUGUGCUGCACGGACUGGCACAGCAGCUUCAAGGAGAAGCUGUUGCAUCCGCCGCCUUGACUGCGAUAGUGACCGGGACGUCGCUGCAGCUUUGGCGACAUGCGGAAGAAAUGGUACAGACGCGAAGCUUGCUGGAGACCACACGUGGGGAAUGGAAACACGGCAUUGUCUGCCUGGAGACCAGCAUCUUAGGCAGCGCUUUGCAGCUAAGCUUGGAAGAGGCUUUGGGACUUGCAGCUGCACUGGCCCAGCUUGCUCCGGUUUUCCUGUUCGAAAACUGGGGUAUUCAUGGACCGCCAGCAUACAGAUGGGCUGCUGUUGUUGCUCAUGUGGCAAUGGCCAUCAUCAUCAUGCUGUGUGCCCGGAAGAAGCUUCUGCACAGCCUCGGUAGCGCAGUGCCAGCUCCCAAAGACCUGUCGGUGGAGGUGCUGGAAGUUUGGAUCGGCCUGGCCGCCGGCAACUGGGCCGCCUCUUCCUGGGCAGCGUGCACCUGGUGGCGCUCAGCAUCCGCUGGCAUCCAGGCAAAACUUCCCGUCCUGGCUCUUGCUACCGCACAGCUCACAAACUUUUGGUUGGCGCACCGCUCGCGGCAGCCUCUCUUGCUUGCUGCCUGUGUUGCGCUCGGUGGGCUGUCGAUGGCAAAUUGUUGUUGCAGGCCACAUGGCGUGGUACUAGAUGCAGUGGAUUUAUCAUCAUCUUUGUUUAUGACUCCUGGAAUCUAUGUCGCAUUUUGUGCGGUGAGUGCCUGGCUUCUUUUCCAGGAGUUGUUCAACUCGCUGUGA
This is a messenger RNA of Symbiodinium necroappetens, 2199 nucleotides long. The record is from the annotation of a GenBank genome assembly. NCBI's taxonomy places the organism in Eukaryota, Dinophyceae, Suessiales, Symbiodiniaceae.